This is a messenger RNA of Prorocentrum cordatum, 609 nucleotides long. Lineage: Eukaryota; Dinophyceae; Prorocentrales; Prorocentraceae. The record is from the annotation of a GenBank genome assembly.
AUGUCGCCACGGGAGCCGCCUCUUCGAGGCGCAGCGGCAGAGCGGGCCGCCGCAGACAACCUGGUGAAGAAGCUCCUUGGCCAGAUCGACGUGCUCCGCAAGGAGGCAUGGGUCGCAGCCCAGGCGGGCCCACGUCUAGGCUCAGGCGUCCCCUCGGCGACACCUGCUUCCGAGGGGCAGUGCCACGCGGAAGUCGGCGGGCUGCAGCGCGACACGGACGUUGAGAUGCUGGCGGCGCCGUCGGCCCCCUCUCAACCCGCAGUGCUGUGCCGCGAGGCUCUGCCUUUCUUUCCAGGUGCUGGCGCUCAUCAGUUUCGAGGUGGUACGUGCGACGUGGACGACCUCCUGGAAGUGUUGGUGCCUGCUGUCAAGUAUCCUGCGUGCAGGGUCCACCCCCCUGCCGCGGAUGGCUCUGAGGGUGGUGGCACAGCGUUGCCGCACGAGUCCGAGGCCCAGCUCACCAAGCAGAUGGACGAGGUCAAGCCGAACUCGUCCGUCCUCCCUGCCAGCGCGUGUGAGGAUCAUCUCAUGUUCACCGAAUCCGAGUGUAACGCAAAGGCGGGCGGCCUGCUUGCGAAGGCUCAGACCGGCGAGCCCCUGGACAAGCUG